Phlebotomus papatasi is the source of this 2707-nucleotide messenger RNA. RefSeq names its product transcription factor HNF-4 homolog (gene Hnf4). NCBI's taxonomy places the organism in Eukaryota, Metazoa, Arthropoda, Insecta, Diptera, Psychodidae. Gene Ontology annotation, cellular component: nucleus. The coding region runs from base 460 to 2175 and encodes 571 amino acids. Gene Ontology annotation, molecular function: nuclear receptor activity; RNA polymerase II cis-regulatory region sequence-specific DNA binding; zinc ion binding. The record is from RefSeq and is a predicted model, not a curated record. Gene Ontology annotation, biological process: regulation of transcription by RNA polymerase II; cell differentiation; anatomical structure development. The transcript has 6 exons.
UUUCAUUAAACAUCUAACCGAUACAGUCAUUCUAAAGUGCUACCAAACACUUUUCAUUGACAACAUAAUAUUUUUUUUCUACAUGAAUUUUAUUACUUCAGAGUGUGUGAAUUUUUUCUACGCAAAAUAUUCAAUGGAGCUGAAUAGUUUUUUGGUUAAAAAACUUUCCUGUUUUUCUUAACUUAUAUAAAGAUUUUUUUUCAAUUGAGUGUGUUUGUUAUUUCUCGCAUCGUCUGUGAUCUCUGUGCAAUUUGUUAGUUUUGUUUUUCAAAUUUUAAAACAAAGAUAAGAAAAAAAGACCUCAACAAAUUCCUCCAAAGUUUUUUUUCCUAAUUUAAAAUUGUGAGAUCUCUCAGUGUUCAAGCAAAAUAUUGUUUAGUCAUAUAAAUAUAUUUUUUUAAAAUAGUGCGAUUAAUUUACUUAAAGUUAAAAUAUAAAAAAUAAUAAUAAUAAUUAGUGAUGAUGAAAAGUGAAUUUAUGUCCAAUUUUGAAAAUGCCAACUUUAUCCUCAAUCCCACCUUUGAUGAGAAUAUCUUUCAAAUUCUUGAUCAUGACACAGCCGCCAUCCUCCCGGGCGGAAAUCCUCCUCCAGAAUUGGCGAGUCCGACUGGUGUAAAUGGGACGAGCAAUGGUCAGAGUGGUGUUGGAAUUGUCGGUAGUUGCUGUGCAAUUUGCGGUGAUCGAGCCACUGGAAAGCACUACGGUGCACCGAGUUGUGAUGGUUGCAAAGGUUUCUUUCGGCGAAGUGUCCGGAAAAAUCACCUGUACACAUGUCGCUUCUCGAGGAAUUGUGUAGUCGACAAGGAUAAAAGGAAUCAGUGUCGGUACUGUCGGCUCAGGAAAUGCUUCAAGGCUGGCAUGAAGAAGGAGGCAGUGCAAAAUGAGAGGGAUAGAAUCAGUUGUAGGAGGUCCAGUACAGAAGAUAGGGACACGGGAAAUGGACUUUCUGUGAUGUCACUGCUGAGGGCAGAGAUGGAGUGUCGUCAGUCGAAGAUUGGUGUGAUCCUCGAGAGUACAACAGAGAAUCUGGAGAACAAACAAUUCGCCAGUAUUAAUGAUGUGUGUGAGUCGAUGAAGCAGCAAUUGCUGAAUUUAGUCGAAUGGGCCAAACACAUACCAGCCUUCAAUGAACUUCAACUGGAUGAUCAGGUGGCUCUGUUGCGAGCACAUGCCGGUGAACAUCUCCUUCUGGGUUUGUCGCGUCGUUCGAUGCAUUUAAAAGACGUUCUCCUGCUCAGCAAUAAUUGCAUCAUUACAAAACAUUGCCCAGAUGCAUGCAUCUCGCCAAACUUAGACAUCUCGAGGAUAGGCGCCAGAAUAAUUGAUGAAUUGGUGCGUGCAAUGAAAGACAUCAAUUUGGAUGAUACGGAAUUGGCGUGUGUAAAAGCCCUUGUCUUUUUUGAUCCAAACGCCAAAGGACUCAAUGAACCUAAUAGAAUUCGGGCGAUUCGUCAUCAAAUAUUAAAUAAUCUGGAAGAUUAUAUUUCAGAUCGUCUGUACAGUUCAAGGGGUCGAUUUGGGGAGAUUCUACUGAUUUUGCCGGUACUGCAGUCGAUAACAUGGCAAAUGAUUGAACAAAUACAAUUUGCCAAACUCUUCGGAGUGGCUCAUAUUGAUAAUUUGCUGCAAGAGAUGCUUCUUGGAGCAGACAACUCAUCUCCCCUGCCCCCGGUCAUGAACAGCUACAGUCCAUCGCAGUCGCACCAGCAAAUGUGUGACCAAGUGCCUUCACCGCAGGAGCCAGUAUCAUCUCCAGAACAGCUCAUGUCUGAGCAUACGAUGCAUACCAGCCUGGAGAAUUCCCUGGAUGUUCCCAUGAUGCCCAUGGAUUCAGGAGCCAGUGAGGAUAUCUACAGGCGUUCAGAAGGUGUCGCUGCUGCGGCAUUCAAUCUUUCGCCGCCUCCAGUGAAGGAUGAAAAGUGUUUUAUGGGUUCCCAGGUGUCGUAUUCGAGCAUGGGGGAAUUUGCCCAGCAGCCUGGUGACAUGGAGUAUGGGAAUAUGGGACCAGGGAGCAAUGGGAAUGUGUCUCAUGCACAGGAACAUGCCGCAAUGUAUGAAGUGGCAGCACAAAGAAAAGUGACCACAUGUGCUCACCAGAUGGGCCUCGAAGGGUCCAAUGUGGGCCCUAUUGGCCUUCGGACCAAUUUCAAACAGGAACCGGAUCACAGAUUUUGAUCCACGGAGGAAAAAUUGUCUUUUACCAGACACUUUUUUUUCAUGUUCCUCUAGGAUGAAUUUACCACAAAAAAAAGAGUUUAUCUUCUUGAGUGCGGGGGGUUUAUUAUCAAUAUAUAUUUUUUCUUAUCAAACCUAUGUAAUUUUGUAAAGUGAAAGUUAUUUUUUAAGGUGUAUAUCUUGUAAGUGAAAAGAGAAUUUGUAAAAGAGAGAGAGAAAAAAAAGAAACGAGGAAGAGUUUGUUGCAAUCAUCUUUUUUUUUUACUAUAUUGAUACUCUGGCUGGAACAGUGAGACAGUGGCAAUAUUUUUAGUGCCUUUUUUCUUCUAAAUCAUAUAGAAGAAAAAUAAUCUUUGUAGAAAUAAAGAAAAAAAACUUGUUGGAAUAGUUUAAAAAUGGGUGAUUUUGAGAUUUAAUAGUUUAUUAUAAUGUUUUCAAUUUCUAAAUGUCUAAUAUAUUCGUGGCGAAUGUUUAAGAAAUACAAAUUUAUACCGAGUCUGUUAUACAGCAAUAAAAUACAUUUUUUUGAUCA